AUGUAUGGUUGCAAACCUGUUGAUAUUCCUUUAGUGGUGAAUGAAAAAUUAAAGAAGGAAGAUGGUGGAAGAUUAGUAGAUGCAAGCAUGUAUAGAAGUUUGGUUGGAAGUUUGUUUUAUCUUACAGCUUCAAGGCCCGACUUAAUGUUUGCUGCUAGUUUACUCUCAAGAUUCAUGAGUAAACCAAGUCAUUUACAUCUCGGGGAAGCAAAAAGAGUUCUAAGGUAUGUCAUGGGAACCAUGGAGCAUGGAAUCAGAUUUGAUAAGAAUUCUAAACUUGAAGCUAAAGGCUAUUGUGAUAGUGAUUGGGCCGGAAGUGUUGAUGAUAUGAAGAGCACUUCAGGUUAUGUAUUCAACCUUGGUUCAGGUGUGAUCUCUUGGUACUAA
This is a messenger RNA of Lathyrus oleraceus (garden pea), 387 nucleotides long. RefSeq lists its product as uncharacterized. Bases 1 to 387 code for a protein of 128 amino acids. The transcript has a single exon. Lineage: Eukaryota; Viridiplantae; Streptophyta; Magnoliopsida; Fabales; Fabaceae. The record is from RefSeq and is a predicted model, not a curated record.